This is a messenger RNA of Acanthocheilonema viteae, 657 nucleotides long. The record is from the annotation of a GenBank genome assembly. Lineage: Eukaryota; Metazoa; Nematoda; Chromadorea; Rhabditida; Onchocercidae.
AUGUUUUCUCUGACGCUAUUACUGUCGACCAUUUGUGCAGUUGUAGUUGCCAAAGAAGUCAUUCAAAAAGACAUUGGUCAAGGAGUAGCAGUUUCUAACACGCGCGCGCACCGUUUCAACCAACAAAAUCAACUGCAAUCACCAACUAAUAAUCAAUUGCAGUACUAUAAUACCGAUAAUCAAUCAGUACGAAAUAAUAUUGACGACCGAUCAGUAUGGGAUGAUAGUGAUAACCAAUCAAUAUGGGAUGAUAGUGAUAAUCAUUCAAUAUGGGAUAAUAGCGACAUUUACUGGAACAGUAACAAUUCAUUACUGAUUGACCAACUGCAGAACAAGCUAUGGAAUCAUAAAAACAAUGAUAGUGACCAGCCGUGGAAUCGUGAAAGCAAUAACAAUAACAGGCACUCAAAACGCACCUGUUGUGAUCACAGUGACAUCACAUAUAAUAGGUCUUAUGAGAUUUACAAUAAUGAGCAGUACAAUAGUCCUAACAAUGAGGAGAAACAGACGACAGGAGUGGGACAGGGAAGGACAACAGAGACGUACACAUAUCAAGCAGCCGAACCAUCGUCGUCACCACCACUCAAUCAAACAAAUGAUGCGACCCGAAGGCAGACAAAUGCGAUGCUUCGAUUUGUUGAUUUUUGUACAACUUGA